CUCCUUCCCUGAGGGACGACCUGGGUAAUUAAUUGUUUAACCAACACACAGGGUCAAAGUCAAACACAAGCAGACUUCUGAUGUUCUCCCAUCCGUUAUCAAUGCCUCUAUGAUCCAUAAAGAAGCAUUUAUUAUGUUUUUCUCAUGUUUUCCUGCUGUGUAACACUUCUGUCUGACUGACAAGCACAACAAAUGAGGCAAUUAAACAGAUGAUUAUUAUCACAUUAGUAUCGACACGAUGACUGACAAUCAGCUUUGUCUUCACCAGCUCAGCAACUCUUUGUCUGAGUAGGAUGAGAGUUUUCUCUUACUGACAGAUAAAAGGACAAAUGGGUUGAGUUAGUCACUGAGAGACAGGUAGUGGAUGAAUGGACUGAAUGAUAAAUUAGGGACAUAUUGUGGCCGAGGCCUCGCCCUGAGGCUUCUCUCUCUCCCUCCUCUGCAAACAUCUAUCUUUUUAAAUUGAACAACUUUUUUCGUAUGGAGGAGGAGGAGGCGCCCUGGCGACACCUUGGACGAACCAGAUGGAUUGCUUCAAACCACAUAUCCCAUGAUCCCCGCCCUACGCGCGCGCCUGCGCACAGCGGCGCAGGGAGCUGUCCGCGUCAGUCGGUGCUGAAGUGUUUUCAUUGAAACAGCUUCUCCCUCCGGUCCAGCGAAACAGACGGGAGCGAUGGAGGAAGAGUUAAAAUGUCCCGUGUGCGGUUCUCUGUUCAAGGACCCCAUCCUGCUGCCGUGCUCCCACAAUGUCUGCCUGGCCUGCGCUCGGAACAUCACCGUCCAGACCCCGGACGGGGAGACCCCGGUGCAGAGCCGAGCCUCGGGCAGCUCUGACUACGACUACCUGGACAUGGACAAGAUGAGCCUGUACAGCGAGACGGACAGCGGCUACGGCUCCUACACGCCGUGCCAGCUCAAGUCUCCCAACGGAGUGCGGGUGUUUCCGCCGGCGAACCCGCACCGACACUGCUCGCUCACCUGCCCGCUGUGCCACCGGAGCGUUUCCCUGGACGAGCGGGGGCUCCGGGGCUUCUCUCGGAACCGGCUUCUGGAGUCCAUCGUGGCGCGGUACCAGCAGAACCGCGCCGCCUCCGCGUCCGCGCCCGCGUCCUCCUCCUCCACCGCGCCGAAGUGCCAGCUGUGCGACCGCAACCCGGUGGACGCGUCGGUGAUGUGCGAGCAGUGCGACGUCUUCUACUGCAACGCGUGUCAGCAGCGGUGUCACCCGUCGCGCGGUCCGCUGGCCAAGCACCGCCUGGUGCCGCCGCCGAGCCAGGCGGCAGGAGGAGGCGCGUCGAGCGGAGGAGGAAGCGGCGGCGGCGGCGGCGGCGGCGGCGGCAGCGGCGGGCAGCAGCCGCCCGCCACCGCCCGGAAACCGGCCACCUGCAUCGAUCACGAAGCGGAGAACUUCAGCAUGUACUGCUGCAGCUGCAAGACGCCGGUGUGCGUGAAGUGUCUGGAGGAGAGGAAACACGCCAACCACGACGUCAAACCGCUGGCCGUCAUGUGGAAGCAACACAAAUGCCAGCUCUCCCAGGCUCUGAACGGCGUGUCGGACAAGGCUAAAGAUGCCAAGGAGUUCCUGGUUCAGCUCAAAAACAUGCUGCAGCAGAUACAGGAGAGCGGCGUGGAGUUCGAAGCCUGCCUGGUGGCGCAGUGUGACGCUCUGAUCGAGGCGCUGACCCGGCAGAAAGCCAAGCUGCUCACCAAGGUCACCAAGGAGAAGGAGUACAAGCUGAAGGUGGUGCGGGACCAGAUCACCCACUGCACCAUGAAGCUACGUCAGACCACCGGCAUGAUGGAGUACUGCCUGGAGGUCCUUAAGGAGAAUGAUCCAAGUGGAUUCCUGCAGAUCUCAGACGCCCUGAUAAAGCGCGUUGCCUCGUCUCAGGACCAGUGGGUGAAAGGCGCCCUGGAGCCCAAGGUCGGCCCCGAGUUCGACCUCACGCUGAGCACCGACUCGCUGCUGCAGACCAUCCUGCAGCUGGACUUCUGCCAGGGCAAAGAGGCGCGGGAGAAUGCAUCAGUGAAACAAAUGCCAGCAGCAGACAGUGGUGAGGCUGAGAUGGAGACAGAGAGCCCAGGAGUGGAGUGCGGACCCUCGGUGCCGGCGGCUCCUCUCCUGCAGCUGGAGAAGUCCUGCACCAGGGACAACAGUGCCACCCUGGCCUGGAGGGUGAUUGCACCCCCUGGGAACCCCAUCGAGGGCUUCAUCCUGGAGCUGGACGAUGGGAAUGGAGGUCAAUACAGGGAGGUGUAUGUAGGGAAGGAGUCGGUGUGCACCGUGGACGGCCUGCACUUCAACAGCUCCUACAAUGCCAGGGUGAAAGCCUACAACACCAUCGGCGUGGGACCGUACAGCAAGACAGUCAUGCUCAAGACCUCCGAUGUGGCCUGGUUCACCUUUGACCCCUCCUCAGCUCACCGGGACAUUGUUUUGUCUAAUGAAAACCAGACGGUGACGUGUAACAGCUAUGACGACCGCGUGGUGCUGGGAACGGCUGCUUUCUCCAAGGGCAUCCAUUACUGGGAGGUCAGCAUCGAUCGCUAUGACAACCAUCCAGACCCCGCGUUCGGCGUGGCAAGGAUCAACACCAUGAAAGACAUGAUGCUGGGGAAGGACGACAAGGCCUGGGCCAUGUAUGUGGACAACAACCGCUCGUGGUUCAUGCACAACAACUCCCACACCAACAGGGCAGAGGGGGGCAUCGCCAAGGGCUCCACCGUCGGCGUCCUGCUGGACCUGAGCAAACACGCUCUGACGUUCUACAUCAACAAGAAGCAGCACGGGCCGACUGCCUUCGAGAACCUGGACGGGGUGUUUGUUCCGGCUGUGAGCCUCAACAGGAACGUACAGGUGACCUUGCUGACGGGUCUGGAGGUGCCAAAGACUAUCAAGCAGUAGGAGCUGAGUUCACGCCACCAGUGUCAUAUGCAGCCUCGGUUCGCUCCCACGUGGACCUGGGACACCGCUCAGCGACCCUUUACUUUGAACCCAGCUGACGUGAGGCCCUGAAACAUCGCUUGGGACGAGGGAAUCGACCUGAGUUCGUAUUGGUUAUAAAUACAAUAUGUGUGGAUGUCACUGUGGAUUGCCCUACUUUCUUUCUAUGUGUGAACUUCAACUUUUUAAUCCAUCUUCGUUGUUCCUGCCUGAAAAAGCUCUUCGUUGCCCGAGGCCAAACUUAUCUAAAUGAAAACAACAACGGGACGACAACAUCUGUUCUGAAGUCAUGCAGACUGAUUAGUAAAUUCCAGCGCCAUCUUUGAAAGUCUGCAGCAGCGCUGCGUUUGUAGGAGGCGGACGACGUGAGAGAGGGAUGACUGAGCAGUGAUUAGUGAUGCUGCGCUUCGCUCUCAGGUGUUUACUGCUUGGAAGCUGAAGCUGGAUGAGGAGAGCGUUUGCAGGUUGUUUUGCUCAUGAAAUAUUUAAAGGCUAAACUUUCCCUGCACACUUUUAUCCCAGCUGUGACUCCAGCAGCUUCUGCCUCCUCAGUUUUUUCCCUCAUUUCUUAUCCGUGGACAGGACGGUGACAGCCAUCUUUAGUCCACUCCUGUCCUGGUGACCAGCUCGUUCUCAUUGAGGUGACACUGAGGCGUGGUUUAGUGGCGCUGAGUCCCAAAGGAUAAACCUUGACUCUGUUUCAUUUUUCAGUAAGAUUAAGUGGUUUAAGAGACAAUUUAGAAACACUCAUUUGAAAGACAAACCACUCAUAUCUCCAUCAUAUGUUAAAUUUGGAGCCACAGCCAGAAGCCAGUUAGUAUAAAUUACAGAAAGCACAGGGGGAACUGCUUUCGCUCCUCUGCAGCUUAAAACACGACCCGGACGUGUUAAUUAUUGAGGUGUAGCGGUGCUAAAACACCAACCGGCAGAUGGCUCUGGCUUCCUUCAGAGAUGAAAGUGGCAUCAGGCUUUUCAUCUCAGCUCUGUGCAACAAUGUGGCUGAAUAUAUUCAAGGAAAAGUCGGAGCUGCAGACUGGAACCUUCCUAAACAUGUAGACAUGUAGAAUUUCAGACUAUUUAAGAUUAUUGGAAGAUUCUUCAAUACAAGCCAAAUCAUCCUUUUACUUUGUUUUAAGACCAAUAGCUACUAGAAUUACUAUUUCACACCAGACUGUCAAAAGCGAGGCGCGGUUGAAAACCCCCACCUUGGACUGGUUGUACUGAAAAUAAUGUUGAAAGUCCGGUCAGGUAAACAUUUGCUGCUACACGUCUCAGCCUGGACAGGACGGUAGAUCCGACUCCAACCACACCACUGUGACUACGGCUACACAGCAAGAUGUUUUAACAGACCCCAGCUCCAGUGAACCUUGGGGUUUGUCCAUGUGUAUAUGUCAUCAUGUAAUGCAGCAGAAAAGGAGGAGUUGAUUUUGAAAUCAAUUUAAAGGUAUUUACUCCUGGAUUUUAUUACAAUAUUAAUAUAUUUAUAUUUCCUGUAAUUACAGAGUGUGUGUGUGCUAAAGAAGUCAUACCUGCCAUACAAGGGAUACGUGUGAAUGGAGGUCCCACAGCUGUAAAUACUGAUGUGAGUGUUUAUGACGCGUGCUAACGAGCAUGGAAUAAUUAUGAACCAAGUUUACAAAAUAUCUGAAGCUGUACUGUAAAUAGAGUGUGCUCUUGUCUGCUGUGAGUGACGGCAAACUAACUCGGCGCGCCCCCUGCUGGUCGAUGGCGUUAACAACAGGAUCCUUUAACCCUGUUACGCUUCGGAACCUUUAAUUGCGGAAGUGUUACGUCACUUGUUUUAUUUUUAAUCAUCUGCUAUUACCUGACAUUUAAUCAGGGACACAAAACGACUGCAUACUGUAUGACUGAAGGCAUUAUUGGUAGAUAUGUGGCUCAAAUCAGAUUUAUAUGGCAGCAAACUCGUAUUUAGCACCUUUUCCACUUUUGACCACAAUCCUGCAUGGGUGUAAAAUCCAGGCCGUAGUCAGUUUCUUUGACCCAGAAACUCAACAUUUAUCUGCCUGCGGGUUUUAAAUAGUUUUGACUGCCAGCUCCCACCUAAGGGCUACGCUCGAUUCACGUGAAGCUCUCUGGCUGCUGUACUGUGACCCUGCUCCCACCUCAGAGGAAGAACCUGCCCCGAGGGCGACUUUGCUGUAGCCACAAAUAGAGUCUGAGCCCACAGGCAAAGGCAGGCAUCUGUUACAUAACUGGGGGAACGGCCCUUUCCUCCCCUAAAAGUCUGGAUGCGUUGAGGUCACGUCCGCUUGUCAAAGCGUGACUGGACGGCGAGGAGGCACUUGGAAGGAAAUCUGUUAAAAUCUACAUCCAACAACACUUUAUGUGGCAAACAUGGAAAUACUGAAGGUGAAUGACACUGUAGUCAAUCCUGUGUAGACGUGAUAUUGUACGGCAUGUCCUUUACCCCACGAUGAUCCACUCAUGAAUGUGACUUAACGAUACGGUGCUGAGAUAAACGCAUGUCACUGAUCCUGUGUUUAGCAGCAGGUGAAACAGUACUCUUUAUUUAACCACUCUAUAAUUAUGAAAACGUGUUAAUUUACAUACUUGUCUUUGCCCUCUUCUGUUUGUUCACAAACAGAUGAAUGCGUUACAAAAAUUAUUCAACAGAUUCAGUUACAGCUGAUGUGUGAUGAGCGCUGCAUUUCAUUUAAACACUGUAUGAGUAACAGAAAAAUAUGCUGCUUCAAGAAAAUGGUGUGAGAAUUUGUGACCUCACCCAGACGCUCACUGCCAGAUCACAGGUCGUGUUGUCAUCAGCGCUGCACGUUGAUAUUUAAGUUUUCCUCUUCAAACAGAUGUUCGGAUGCUUGUGUUUGUUAAUGUUUACAUGCAGAACGUCACUUUUCAGCUCCAGGAAGCAAUUUAUGAUUUAAAAGGGAAAACAGUCUGCACUAGUCAGAUUGUUCUACUUUCUCAUGUUCCAUUUAAAGUGUUUACAUGUAUUUGCCUUCAUGAACACUUCAUGCCAGGACUUUAAUGUGUGUACAUUGUUUUAUAUAAGACCUCCCCCGCUCCAUCUGUCCUGUUAUGAUCCCAUCCCUCCCGGCCAGUGUAAAUGUUUUGUAUGACUCCAUGGUUUGUAUAUCAGAAAUAUGCAUUGUAACUUCAUUUUAAAACCUUUGCAGUUUAAAACAUGAGAAACACAAAUGUCUUUUUGGGUAAUUUAUAAAAAGAAAAUAAAUAAACUGUGAUGAAGUAUGAGA
This is a messenger RNA of Betta splendens (Siamese fighting fish), 6174 nucleotides long. RefSeq names its product tripartite motif-containing protein 67. The transcript is spliced from 12 exons. Lineage: Eukaryota; Metazoa; Chordata; Actinopteri; Anabantiformes; Osphronemidae. Gene Ontology annotation, molecular function: protein binding; zinc ion binding. Bases 674 to 2905 code for a protein of 743 amino acids. The record is from RefSeq and is a predicted model, not a curated record.